This is a messenger RNA of Pygocentrus nattereri (red-bellied piranha), 1367 nucleotides long. Its product is annotated as heat shock protein 67B1. The transcript has 6 exons. The record is from RefSeq and is a predicted model, not a curated record. Gene Ontology annotation, biological process: protein refolding; response to heat. Gene Ontology annotation, molecular function: protein folding chaperone. Bases 76 to 1218 code for a protein of 380 amino acids. Lineage: Eukaryota; Metazoa; Chordata; Actinopteri; Characiformes; Serrasalmidae.
UCCUUGUGCUGGAGUCCACGAUCGCGAACUUUGGCAGAUCCAGUGUACCGCCUUACUGCUGGUGGCGUUGUUGGCAUGCUAAGCAUGGCAGAUGAUCCCAAGCCCACGAGCACCAAGCCACAGUCCUUCUGCGAUGCCACCUGGUCUCCCGUAAGCUAUGGAUGGCAGCCCAGUCUGCUCUACAACCAGCACUUUGGCCUUCCUCCAUUGUUGGACUCCAGGGAUCUCAGCUGGAUGGAGAAUCUCUUCAGAAAGCUGGGGAGCUCCUCCUGGCCCGGUUACACCAGGGCCUCCAGGGUCAUGAGCAUGAAGGUCCACAGGGAGUUGAGCGAAGGGGUGUCCGAGGUUUACACCGAGCAGUGCAAAUGGACGGUUAGUCUGGAUGUCAACCAUUUCGCACCCACAGAGCUAACUGUCAGGACGCAGAGUGGCUUUCUAGUAAUUGAAGGAAAACACGAAGAGAGACAGGAUGAGCAUGGCUACAUCUCUAGAUGUUUCACAAGGAAAUACAAGCUUCUGUCGGGAGUAGAUGCAGAGACUAUACGAUCUUUCCUGACUGGAGAUGGAAUCCUUACGGUUGAAGCCAAAUUAACUAGCGCUCCCCAGCCGGCCGACAUCACUAUUCCAGUCCAGGUGGAGGCACCAACCGUUGAAGGCAAACAGGAAGACGACCUCCAGGGUGAGGAGACUGCUGAAGGGGAAGGGAUCCCACCGAGCGAGCAAGAUGCUUCUCAGUCCACCGUCCCUCCAGGCCUUGAAAAGAAGCCUGAGGAUGAAUCUGAAGCCCAGCCGACUGAAUCCGAUGAAAGGCUUCAUCCCACAGCUCCUGCCAUAGAGGGAGAAGAGACACCCAAACCAAGCACUGCUGCGGAGAGUCAGCAAGAAGAAAAGCCUGAGAAAGAACCGAUGCCGGAGGAGGAACAACAGCAAGUCUCUGAGGAAAAGGUUGAAGAUGCUGGGGAGGCCCCAGAGGAGGCGCAGGAGUCUACAGAGCAACCUGAAGCUGUUCAAGAUCCGUACACUGUGACGCCCCAGUUGGAGGAGAAAGCCGAAGCCGUGUCAGAUGGAGAUGUCCAGGAACCUGAGGGAGAAGGGGAGGUGCAGCUUGCUGAAGCUGAGAGUGAGCAACCCGCCACUGGGCAAACUCAGGAGGAGAUUCCCUCUCAGCUGGAGGUCCAGCCACAGGUGGUGCUGGAGGAAAAGAUGGAGGCCAAGUAGAUGAAGAUCUAUCCACGAAAGGUGAGAAUGAAACCCAGCUCGUCUUUGAUUCAAGCAGUCUUCUCAUCAGUUAACUGACCACGAGUGUUAUCUGAGAUUUUGCUGUAACACGCAACCUUUAAGCACUAAUAAAGCAGCAGCACAUAAAA